AGACAUGACGAAAAAAAAGGUCUUCUAGCGGGGGUCGCUACUCAGGGCCAGAUUUCGAGUCAGCCGCUUGGCCCCGGAUUGGGGCAUAGGCAAAUCAAUUAAAGGGCCACAUUUCCAGCACAAAGCGCAUUUAGUGUUGACCUCAAAGCCAUUAACGACAAAAAAAGCCAAUUGGCUGCUGUCCACUUCGAAUCACUCAUCGUUCAAAAUAAUGAUUGGAGAAAAAAGACAAAACGUGAUCAUAACUUCAUCAAUCUAUCAAACUCUAUGUGUGCAUCCAAAAAAAAGUCGAACAAAAAAAAACUGGUUUUCGGUUUGAGAGUUGGUUGCGAGUGCGAACGAGACGGGGCGACUGGGUCGAUUGGAUCAAGUUCAAAGUCAAUUUGGCCGCUUCCGUCGCCGCUGGCACUAAUCGGAUCCGCUGAACACAAAACAUUAACUAUAUAAAGACUUGCAUUCAACACAAGACCAACAGCAAACUAAGUUUGUCGAUUGUAGCAGAAACAACCAAAGCAAAAAACCAUCAUCAUCAAUAUGAAAUUCCUGAUCAUUGCCGUCGCCUUUUUGGCCUGCGCCUUUGCCGAUGUCUCCGAGUUGGGACAAUCUGGCUAUGACUACCCACAGCCUGCACCACCGGCACCAGCUCCGGAAUACAUUCCGCCCGCAGCACCAGCACCCGAAUACAUUCCCCCCGCUGCACCCGUCGAAACCUACAUUCCCCCACAGAUCGAGGAGAUCGAGCAGCCCGCUCAGGAUGGCUAUCGUUAUAAGACUGUGCGUCGUCGUGUCUUCCGUCACCGCAACUAAAAUCCAACUGUAGAUAAAAUGAGUGCUUGAGAUGAGAGCCUAGUUUGUUUUUUGUUGCUGUCAUCUCUGGACUCGAAGAGGAGUUAGGAGCAGAAGUAGAUUGUUGUCUUGUAUUUGCUUUGAUGAACAUCAAAGGAUCU
Messenger RNA from Drosophila grimshawi, 947 nucleotides. RefSeq lists its product as uncharacterized. The record is from RefSeq and is a predicted model, not a curated record. The transcript has 2 exons. NCBI's taxonomy places the organism in Eukaryota, Metazoa, Arthropoda, Insecta, Diptera, Drosophilidae. Bases 535 to 807 code for a protein of 90 amino acids.